This is a messenger RNA of Eruca vesicaria subsp. sativa (arugula), 576 nucleotides long. The record is from the annotation of a GenBank genome assembly. NCBI's taxonomy places the organism in Eukaryota, Viridiplantae, Streptophyta, Magnoliopsida, Brassicales, Brassicaceae.
AUGAAAGCUGUGGUGAGUAAAUUGCAUUGUUCUUCGAUGGAGGAGGUGAUGGUGGUGAGACGGAGGCCACAUGUGGUUAACGGCGGUGGCUUCGUCGUCACAGAUUGUAGAGAGAAGAUUAUUUUCAAGAUUGACGGUUGUGGAGUUAUUGGUAUCAGUGGAGAGUUAGUUCUUAGAGAUGGUGAUGGUAAUAAUUUGCUUCUCAUCCAUAAAAAGGGAGGAAUGGUGCAGGCUCUAAGCAUUCAUAACAAGUGGAGAGGCUAUAGUUACGACUAUCAAGGAAGCCCUAAACCGGUUUUCACAUUUAGAGAUCCUAAGCAAUAUUGUUUCUCCAUUACCGGAUACAUCCGCAUCUCCGUCCAACAGGGGAGCUGCUACUUUGAUGUGAGAGGGUAUUUCCCGGAUAGGGAUUGUAACAUCGUGGAUUCAACCGGAAAUAUCAUUGCUCAGGUAAAAGAUUGGAGUGGGAGCAAAGAUAUAUACUCGGUGGUGAUAAAAGCAAAUGUUGAUAAAGCUUUUGUUUUCGGAGUAAUCGCCGUUCUUGACUAUAUCUAUGGCGAAUCUACAAGCUGUUGA